GGCGCCCGGGGAAUGAAAAUUAGGUCUUCGAUAAAACUCUUCUGUGAUGGUUGUUCUGUGGUGAGACGAAAAGGAAAACUGUAUGUGAUUUGUUCAAAAGACCCAAAGCACAAACAGGUCAGUGUAACAUUUUUAGUCAUACACCCUAGUCUCUGA
This is a messenger RNA of Cantharellus anzutake, 156 nucleotides long. Its product is annotated as ribosomal protein L36-domain-containing protein. Gene Ontology annotation, cellular component: ribosome. The annotation marks the transcript as partial. The transcript has a single exon. Gene Ontology annotation, biological process: translation. The record is from RefSeq and is a predicted model, not a curated record. Gene Ontology annotation, molecular function: structural constituent of ribosome. Lineage: Eukaryota; Fungi; Basidiomycota; Agaricomycetes; Cantharellales; Hydnaceae.